This is a messenger RNA of Astyanax mexicanus (Mexican tetra), 1012 nucleotides long. It is a transcript of the gene pth2, whose product is annotated as parathyroid hormone 2. Gene Ontology annotation, biological process: neuropeptide signaling pathway. The record is from RefSeq and is a predicted model, not a curated record. NCBI's taxonomy places the organism in Eukaryota, Metazoa, Chordata, Actinopteri, Characiformes, Acestrorhamphidae. The coding region runs from base 476 to 946 and encodes 156 amino acids. The transcript is spliced from 3 exons. Gene Ontology annotation, cellular component: extracellular region.
AACUCUGUGACGUCAGAACAUAUCGUCCAUACUUCCUCUGAUUCCUCUCUCUAUUUUAAGGUUCCAGCUGAACAGGACAUCUAGGGGCGUGUGACACGCGGCCUUUCAUCUUCUUCUUCUUCUUUUACACCUUCUGCACCUUCUGACAAACGAAGGCAGUAUAUAUAAAACCGUAUGCAGAAUUCUGGUGCAUUCGAUCAGAAGCGUAACUCACAUCUACCUGUACCGCACCUGAUAAACCCAGCGAGGGUUUACACCUGUGCAGAAGAUCCGGCAGCGUCCAGCAGCAGCACCACCGCUCAUCACUGGACCAACAACUAAAUCAAAGAGCACCUAAAGGAGCUUCUCUACCUGCUGCACAGUGUAUGGAAGAUCUGGAACUACAGUUUGGACUUCAAAGACCAAAGCUUUGAGUUCCUCAGGAACUCUUUGGACGCAGCUUCACACAUAAUACCCAGGACCUUCACGUCUACAGAUGAUGGACCUAACCCUGCCUACUCGUCCCACACUGCUGCUGAUUGUCCUAAUGACUUUAAUCCUGGCGACGUCUGCCUUCCCUCAACCUCGCCUUCAACCCCUACCGAGGAACUCACCUCCUGCUGGUCCAGACAAUUCCAAACAGGAACAAUGGGAAGUUCUGUACCCGUCCAUCUCACUCCGUGACUGGAGCAUCCAGAUGUUGUCUGCCCCAGACUUUGGUGGAGCCAAGUCCAGGACCGAGCAGCUGGGUCUGGAGGAAUGGAACCCCCUGAGCCAAUCACCAGUAGAGGAAAAUCUGGUGAAGGCAUGGCCAGUUGACUGGUCACAGAGAAUGGGCAACCAGGAAAAGAGAAACAUUGUGGUGGCAGAUGAUGCAGCAUUUAGGGAGAAAAGUAAGCUUCUCACAGCAAUGGAGAGACAGAAAUGGCUAAAUUCCUACAUGCAAAAACUGCUGGUGGUUAACUAAAAGCGAGUGAAUGGUCUGUAAAAGAAUGCACAUUGCAUGUAUAAAUAAAGCUGAAUGUGAACUGUG